Orcinus orca (killer whale) is the source of this 4100-nucleotide messenger RNA. RefSeq names its product patatin like phospholipase domain containing 7 (gene PNPLA7). The transcript has 8 exons. Bases 2371 to 3282 code for a protein of 303 amino acids. Lineage: Eukaryota; Metazoa; Chordata; Mammalia; Artiodactyla; Delphinidae. The record is from RefSeq and is a predicted model, not a curated record.
GGGACCUGUGGGGGCAUGGCCAAUGCUCGGGGAGAUCCCGCGUCCGGGCGGGCCGUCAGGAGCGCGGCCGUGGGGGGCGGAGCUUCGAGGCGCAGGGCCGGACGCCGUGAGUGCGGACGUUAGGGGCGGGGCUUCGGGAGGAGCGACGGGAGUGCCGGGUGUCGGGGGCGGGGCGUCAGGAUGGAGUGACGGGAGCGCGGGCGUCGGGAGCGCGCGAUCCUGGUGAGUCGCCGCCGAGCGCCCCGAAGUGGCAGACCUGGGGGUCCGGUUCUGUGAGCAGAGCCAUGGAGCAAGAGGGGGACGCCGGCCCAGAGGUGCAGAACCUGAGGAUUCCAGUGAGGAAUCAGCCUUAAAAUUCCCAGUUAUGGCCACUUCAGGACAAGGAGAAAGGGUCCUUUUAACAUCUGCCCCGCAGCAACUCCUUGAAGCCUGCUGCAUGUGGGGGUGGUGUGUGGGGCCUGUUUUCCCCUUGUCAGGGCUGAGGCCCUCCCUCCUCUUCCCCAAGGUCACUCUUGUGAGUUCCUGCUUCCCCUUAGGAAGUCUGCUUGCUUUGUCUUAGGGCCUUUUACCCGUGGAACAUAUAUAGCCACAUUACAAGGGCCUUUAUCUCUAAACCAGAAAUGUAGAUGCAUUAAAACAACCGUGAAAAGCUGGAAAGUCUGAGAUGCCUAACCACAAGAGACUGUAUAAAUAGGCCUGGGGCGACCCUGUGACCCUUCCUGUGGACAGCCCUGGCUGCCCCCCAGGGGGUGGCUGAGCUCGGAGAGACACACUUAGGAGGAGGGUGCUCAUCUGCUGCCUGGUGGAUGUCGUCUUUAGCCAAGCACGCAGUCUGGGCCGGGGGGCCUGGACGCCUCACUGUGAAGCAGAAGCUCCCACUGCUUCCAUCUGCCUCCUGAGCUGAGUUCAAAGGGUUGAGCUUUCUGAAUCACUUCCUUAUUCUGUCUCGAUGUGACAUUCUGCUUUUGAAAUGCUUUUCUGAGCGCAUUGAUUUCCUUGGGUUUUCUGGCAUCGAUGCUGUGUGUGAUCCUGGCUCUGAAGGAUCAGGCAAGCUGCUUUAGUCCUUGGCACUUGUGUAGAAACUUGAAAGGAUUAACAAGUCCCCCCACCACUCCCCCAAAGCCAUCCUGUUCCUGGCUGCUUGGAAGGAGGUAUGUGGGUACCGGGAGGAAUGGAGCGUAGCUACUUGUUUGGCUGGUUUCUUCAGCUUUGGGGGGAAUCUGCCAGCAUCCUGUGUAUGGGCGGCCCCAGCCGUCUGCCCACUCACCAUUCCACACUCACUGUUCUCUCUUUUUUAAAAUUAAUUAAUUUAUUUUUGGCUGCGUUGGGUCUUCAUUGCUGUGCCCGGGCUUUCUCUAGUUGCAGCGAGCAGGGGCUACUCUUCGUUGCGGUGCACGGGAUUCUCAUUGUGGUGGUUUCUCUUGUUGCGGAGCACAGGCUCUAGGCGUGCGGGCUUCAGUAGUUGUGGCAUGUGGGCUAAGUAGUUGUGACUCACAGGCUUCAGUAGUUGUGGCACACGGGCUUAGUAGUUGUGGCUCACGGGCUCUAGAGCGCAGGCUCAGUAGCUGUGGUGCACGGGCUUAGUCGCUCUGCAGCAUGUAGGAUCUUCCCGGACCAGGGCUCAAACCCGUGUCCCCUGCACUGGCAGGCAGGUUCUUAACCACUGCACCACCAGGGAAGUCCCUCACUGUUCUCUCUUACCUUCCUUUCUCUCUCCCUGGGGUCUGGGCUUCUGAAGCCCCUUGUUAACUCCCUCCCUGGGAGCCCUUCUCUGCUGUGAGCUGGUAUUUAAUGCUCUCAAAAUCCAGUUGGCUCCUUAGGGUUUCCCAGCACUGCUGCUGUGUGGGCUUCUGUCUGCCCCGAGGCCAGCAGCACGUGGUUCUAUUGGUGACGAGAGGGCACUGAGAGGUGGCCUUUGUACCCACUGUGGCCAGCCGGGCUUGCUCCUCUGGAUUUGCAUCCUGAGGAGCAGGAAAGCUGAGGAUUUCAGAUUCAGAUGCGUUAAUGAUGCCUGGAGCAUUUGUUGUCAACACAGCACAGCUGCUGGCCCUGCCCAGCCAUGCUGUGGGUGGCGCUGCACCAGAGCAAGUGGGCUCAGGGGACCUCAGCGUCCUGGAAGGUCGCUUCUUUCUGGAGGUCUCCAGGGCUGCUGACUUGUCCCUGACCCACAGCUCUGUUGUUACUCCCUGGGGAGCCAGGGCCGUGCCCAUCCUGGCCCUUCCCGACUGCAGACUUCCCCCCUAGGCGUGCUUCUACCUGGCCACCCUUCGGUCCUGGGGUCUGCAGCUGACGGAGCAGCGUUCCCAGUCCACCAGGCUCCCGACGCGCAGGCUCAGCGGCCAUGGCUCACAGGCCUAGCUGCUCCGCGGCAUGUGGGAUCUUCCCGGACCAGGGCACGAACCCGUGUCCCCUGCACCGGCAGGCGGACUCUCAACCACUGUGCCACCAGGGAAGCCCGAUGACCAUUUUUUGUGUAUAGAAGUGUUAACUGAUUCCGUGACCACACUCCCCCACGCGCUUGUGGGGAACACAGCUGCCCCCCGGCAGCAGGCGAGGAAGAGGACCAAGGUGCUGUCUUUGGCCAAGAGCAUCCUGCGUUUCAAGCAGGAAUACCCCACCCUGCAGCCAAAGGAGCCCCCGCCCUCCCUGCUGGAGGCCGACCUCACGGAGUUCGAUGUGAAGAAUUCUCACCUGCCGUCAGAAGUCUUGUACAUGCUGAAAAAUGUUCGGCCCUGCCCUGCUGCUGACCAGCGGCAACGGAAAACAGCGCCUUGUCUCUGCUGCUCUGGACAGGUACGCCGGCCUCCGUGUCGGAACAGCCUAGCCGAGCUUGGCUUGCUGCUCUCAGUGGGUCCCAGCCCGGCCUUGAAAUGUGCCCUGGCGUCUGCGCCUCUCUGUCUGUGCCUUCCAGUAUCCACGAGCACCAGCUGUCCAGCUGGCUGGGGCAGCAGGAGGACAUCCACCGGAUCGUGCUCUACCAGGUGCACAGCACGCUCACACCCUGGACCCAGCGCUGUAUCCGGCAGCCCGACUUCAUCCUUAUCGUGGGCCUGGGCGAGCUGGAGCGGGUGCUGGAGAGCGCGGCUGUGCGUGCCCAGAAGCGCCGGGAGGACGGGCCUGCGCCGGCCCGCACUGUGCAGCGGCUCAACCUGGGAGCUGCUGCUCCGGCCACCUGCACCCCUGCUGCCCUCGCCGCGUCUAACCAGGAGGAGCCUGCCCGAGCUGGUGAGGCCCGGGGCGGCUGAGGGCCCCGCCGACCUGCUUCGGGCCCUUUGCCUCUGACUCUGCUCUGAGCCCGCUGGCUCUGAUGAGGGCGCUGGCUCUCCACGAGCUCUCCCGCUCCUGUGCACUCACAUCUGCUUGAGCUUGGUCUUCGGAUUCCCGGGGCCACAGGGUGACAUGCCCCCCGGAUGGGGGAGCCCCUACAGGGGCCAGAACCCCAGAGCGAUGGGCCUGAGGUUCCCACGUCCAGCUGAGGCCUCAGAGAGCCCGGUGGCCUCAGGUUGGCACUGCUUCCUCCUUUGGACAGCAAAGCACACAAAUCCUGAGGCGCCUCCUCCUCAGGGGUCCCCAGCCCUGGCGGCUGCGCGCGGGCCGUGGUGGGAGCGCAGGGGCCGCCGGCUGGCCACAGCCCACCCAGCCCCACAGCUUGGUGGAGCCGCCCCGCCAGCGGCGUCUGCGCCCAGGUGGCCAAGCCCCGAGCGCCCUCCACCUCGGGGCUGUGGGCUUCGGCUGGGCCCGUCGGUAUGUGGCCCAGCUGCCCGCACUGCCCGCCCCACCCCAAGAGCCCUCCCAGGUGAGCCCGGGCGCCGAGGUGACAACUGGGUCGGGAUCAGACCCACCGGCCGUGUCCAGGAGGAGCUUUGGGUCAGGAGUGGGGUAGAACAGCCAGGCCACGUCGGGUGUGCGAACUCGGCCCGGCCCCCCGCGUCUGCCGGCCUCUCUCGCAGGUGGGGCCGUCGGAGCGGGUCUGCCAGAGGCCCCCGGACCGGCGCUCGGACUUCUCCGGCCUGGUGCGGGUGCUGACCAGCAACGCUGUCGCCUUGGUACCCGCGGGAGGGGAGCCAGGGCCUGACGGAGGAGCCUGGCUCGCCACCUGC